AUGUCUACUGGCGCCAUCGCGACGCUCCUGGGGCAACAGCCGUAUAGCUUCAGUGGGUUGAAGACAAUUGGAAAGAUAUUCUAUAUCCUGGACAUCGUUCUCUUCCUGACAUUCACUGCGUGUAUUUCCUACCGCUUCAUACACAAUCGCGGGUCUCUCAAACUCAGCUUACACCAUCCAUAUGAGAGCUUCUUUUUCGGCGCCUACUUUGUCAGUAUUGCGCUCAUCAUCUACUGCAUGGAGUUGUAUGGCGUUCCUUCAACUGGGCCAUGGCUCGUCAAAGCACUGGAAGUACUCUACUGGCUUUAUGCCGCGGUUGUGAUCCUGGUCGGCGUCUUCCAAUAUCACGUUAUCUUUGACCGAAGGCAUCUUCCCGUCGCCGACGCCAUGCCCUCGUGGAUAUUACCAAUCUAUCCCUUCUUGAUUCUCGGGGUUCUCGGCAGCACUCUGCUCAAGAGCCAGCCACCCGACGCUGGCUUCAAAAUAUUCAUUGGCAGCGUCACAUUCCAGGGCUUGGGCUGGACCAUUGCAUUCCUGAUGCUUACGCUGUACUUUACCCGCCUGGUCAACAGCAAUCUUCCCGAGAUUCCGAAGCGACCAGGCAUGUACGUGGCCGUUGGCCCAGCUGCCUACACAGCCAAUGCCUUCGUUGCGCUCGGUAUGCAGGCUCCGAAACACGUACCUGAGAAUCUACUCGGCAUCACCUCUUUCCCUGUUGGCGACGCAUUUAAAGCCAUUGGAGUGAUUGUUGGGAUAUUCCUGUGGCUGAUUUCAUUCUGGUUCAGCGCUAUCGCCACCGUCAGCAUCAUCAUCAGCGCUAAAGAGUCGCAUUUCACCCUUAACCACUGGGGCUUCAUUUUCCCAAACGCCGGCAUGACGAUUGCACUGAUCUACAUUGCCAAUGCGUUGGAAAGCCCGGGGAUCAAGGGUGUCUGCAGCGCCAUGACUAUCAUACUUGUCAUCUUGUGGAUUUGGGUUGCCAUACUCAAUGUGAAGGGCGUCUUGCAGAGGGAGGUGCUGUGGCCUGGCAAGGAUGAGGACAUGGAGGAUAUUGAAGGGCAUGGACAUAAGCCUGGUGAUGAAGAACAGGGACAGGAGGGUAGUGAAGCGUAG
Molecule: messenger RNA, 1113 nt
Organism: Exserohilum turcica Et28A
Lineage: Eukaryota; Fungi; Ascomycota; Dothideomycetes; Pleosporales; Pleosporaceae
Exons: 1
Coding region: 1-1113 (370 amino acids)
Biological process (GO): malate transmembrane transport
Cellular component (GO): membrane
Molecular function (GO): malate transmembrane transporter activity
Source: RefSeq, a predicted model, not a curated record